AUGCCUCAAAAAGAAAGCUGCCCCAAGGGCUACUCACAAGUGCCCCAGGCCACCAAUCAGGACGCUUUUGUUCACAUUCGAAGCAGCACAAAGAGCAAAAGUGCCUUCGAUUUCACCUUUGAAGCUGUUCGUCCCAACCUAUUCCGAGCCACCUUUUCCUCCACAGACCACCCUAUCCCUCCCUAUCCCAGUGUCACCAAGCCCGAGACCAACCUCCAGGGCGCCAAUGUCUUGACCAAGGAGGAUGCAUCCUCCAAGGUAAUGGAUGUCGCUGGUGUCACUGCUUCGGUAGACUGGAAACACUCACCUGUGGUCAAACUGUCAUGGACUGGUUCUGAGAAGCCUUUGCACGAGGAUUUGCCACUGAGGUCUUAUGUUGCAGACGGAGAGGGUGUCGCCAACUACUCCGUGCAUGACCGCGAAUGUCUCCAUGUCGGACUUGGCGAGAAGGCGGCUCCUAUGGAUUUAAGUGGUCGCCAAUUCCAACUCUCGGCCACCGACUCUUUUGGAUAUGAUGUAUACAACACCGAUCCGCUCUACAAGCAUAUCCCGCUUCUGAUCAAGGCUUCUGCCGAGGGAUGUGUUGCCAUCUUCUCGACCACCCAUGGCCGCGGUCUGUGGUCUGUAGGAGCCGAGAUCGAUGGUCUCUGGGGACACUUCAAGGUAUACCGACAGGACUAUGGUGGACUCGAGCAAUACUACAUUGUUGGCAGAACCAUCAAGGAUGUUGUCCGAUCCUAUGCCGAAUUGGUUGGCUUCCCCAUUUUGGUACCCCGCUGGGCUUACGGCUAUAUCUCCGGAGGUUACAAGUACACUAUGCUAGAUGAGCCGCAAAAGGCCCAUUUGGCUCUCCUGGAGUUUGCGGAGAAGCUCAAGCAUCAUGGCAUUCCCUGCUCGGCUCACCAAAUGAGUUCUGGUUAUUCAGUUGCAGCGACCGAGCCCAAGGUUCGCAAUGUCUUCACAUGGAACCGGGAGCGGUUCCCGGAUCCCGAGGACUGGAUUACCAAGAUGCACCAGUACGGUAUCCGACUUCUCACCAACAUCAAGCCCUUCCUGCUUGCUUCUCAUCCCGACUUCCAGAAGCUCGUUGAUGCCGGUGGCUUCUUCAAGGAUGAGGAAAAGGAGCCUGGGUACAUGCGUCUGUGGAGUGCUGGCGGUGCGACUGGAGGUGACGGUGCUCACAUUGACUUCACCUCAGCAGAGGCCUUCAAGUGGUGGUACGAUGGCGUCCAGAGUCUCAAAAAGAUUGGCAUUGACGGUAUGUGGAACGACAACAAUGAAUAUACCCUACCCGAUGACGACUGGACCAUGGCUCUUAAUGAGCCUACCGUCGCCGACGCCGCAGCAAAGAACGUCAAAAACUCCGUCGGUCUCUGGGGUCGUGCCCUCCACACCGAGCUGAUGGGUAAAUCUUCCCACGAUGCCCUGCAAGACAUGGAGCCCAAGCUGCGCCCCUUCGUCUUGACCCGCAGCGCUACCGCUGGAACUCUUCGCUACGCUGCAUCCUCUUGGAGUGGCGACAACGUCACCAGUUGGGAGAACAUGAAGGGAGCCAAUGCCCUGUCUCUCAACGCCGGUAUGUCCCUUCUUCAAUGCGAAGGCCACGACAUCGGCGGAUUCGAAGGCCCCCAGCCCUCCCCAGAACUCCUCCUCCGCUGGAUCCAGCUUGGCUGCCACGCUCCCCGCUUUGCAAUCAACUGCUUCAAGACGUCUCCCAAGGACUCCUCCGUCGGCGAUGUCAUCGAGCCUUUCAUGUACCCGGAGAUCACCCCCCAUGUCCGCGCCGCCAUUAAACGCCGCUACGAGAUGCUGCCCUAUAUCUACUCUCUCGGUCUAGAGAGCCACAAAUCUGCAACACCGCCGCAGCACUGGACCGGUUGGGGAUACGAGUCUGACCCGGAGGUGUGGACCAAAACACUCAAGGCAGGCGAGGAACAGUUCUGGUUCGGUGAGACUAUGCUCGUUGGUGGCGUUUACAAGGCUGGCAUCGACGUCGCGAAGGUCUACCUGCCGCGUAAGUCCGGCGCCUUCGAUUAUGGCUAUGUCAACAUGAACGCUCCGUAUCAGUACCUCGCAUCCGGGCAGUGGGCCGAGAUCUCUUCAGAAUGGCAGAAGAGCAUUCCGCUCAUUGCGCGUGUCGGUGGUGCCAUUCCCGUUGGCAAGAGCGUGCACACCCGCGUUCCUGGUGAUGAGACGGCUGCGUCAGUGGCCGUUCAGGAAAUCGAUGAUUACCGUGGUGUGGAAGUGUUCCCGCCCAAGGGUACUUCGCACGGUACGGUCUUCUCUACAACUUGGUACGAAGACGAUGGCAUUUCGGUCCAACCCGGUACUGCCGCGUACACUAUUAGCUAUAGUUCUACUGAGGAGAAGGUUCUUGUUAAGUUUGAGCGUGAUCAGGCUGGCUUUACUCCGGCUUGGAAGGAUGUGGAUAUUAUAUUGCAUAACGGUGAUCAGCGCCGCGUUGUCUCGAGUACUGGGGAUGAGAUCGUCCUCAAGGGUACAGACUCGCGUGGACGUGUUGUGUAUACACUCAAGGCUUAG
Messenger RNA from Penicillium griseofulvum, 2541 nucleotides. Its product is annotated as putative alpha-glucosidase. Gene Ontology annotation, biological process: carbohydrate metabolic process. Bases 1 to 2541 code for a protein of 846 amino acids. The transcript has a single exon. Lineage: Eukaryota; Fungi; Ascomycota; Eurotiomycetes; Eurotiales; Aspergillaceae. Gene Ontology annotation, molecular function: carbohydrate binding; hydrolase activity, hydrolyzing O-glycosyl compounds. The record is from RefSeq and is a predicted model, not a curated record.